This is a messenger RNA of Linum tenue, 1837 nucleotides long. The record is from the annotation of a GenBank genome assembly. NCBI's taxonomy places the organism in Eukaryota, Viridiplantae, Streptophyta, Magnoliopsida, Malpighiales, Linaceae.
CAUAAACAAACAAAUUAUUAGUGAGCGAGAGCGAGCGAGCGAGCGACCCACGAUUUCGCUUUUUUCUUUCUCCUUCGUUUUUCUUCUAUUUUCUCCUCUCCCCGGAAAUACAGAAACAAACGCAGUAGAAAUGUUUUCCCGAUUUCAUCUCUCCAAUUUCUUCGAGUGAGGGAGCCACCACCACCACUCGCCACCAAAUUCCCCAAUUUCAAGCAGUUGUCUCCCUUCGCGCACACCUAAAAUGAUCCCUUUGUGAAUUCCUUCUUCUUCUUCUAUACAUUUCCCCUGCCGCUCCGCUGCUUCGCCUGUUUGUGAGAUAGAUUCUUCCAAGAGGAGGAAAAGGGGCAUUUGGGUUUGAUGGGCGCUCCUAAGCAGAAGUGGACGGCUGAAGAAGAGGCCGCCCUUAAAGCCGGAGUGGUUAAGCAUGGGACUGGUAAAUGGCGCACUAUCCUUAUGGACCCGGAGUUCAGUGCAGUCUUGCAGCUGCGUUCUAAUGUUGAUCUCAAAGAUAAAUGGAGAAACAUAAAUGUGACAGCAAUUUGGGGUUCUAGGCAAAAGGCAAAGCUUGCACUUAAGAGCAGUCCGCAAACACGUAACAAUGAUCAGAGCUCUAGCCAUCCGGCCACUGUAGUACGCUCCAAUGAAGAAGUUGUCGACGCCAAGCCUCUUGCUGUAGUUUCUGCUGCAACAUCACGACGUAGUGGGAGUCCAAGGGAACUACUUCCAAAGUUGGAUAGUUUGAUUUUAGAGGCCAUCAGUACUUUGAAGGAGCCAGGUGGUUCUGAUGGGGCUUCAAUUGCUAUGUACAUAGAGGAUAAACACUGGGCACUUCCAAAACUCAGAAAGCUAUUGGCCGGAAACCUAAAGCGUUUAACAGCUGCUGGAAACUUGAUCAAGGUAAAGCACAGGUACAGAAUUGUACCAAGUUCUCCUAUAUCAAGGGGAAAGAAAAGAACUCCCCUUUCACGUAUAGAUGGAGAUCAGAAGAACACUUCAAACUUGGAGAAGAAUGGCACUUCCAAAAUGGUGACCGAGUCCCAAGUUGAAGAAGGCCUAUUGAGAAUACAAGGUAUGACUGCCCAAGAGGCUGCUGAUGCUGCAGCAAAGGCAGUUACAGAAGCCGAGGCUGCUAUUGCUGAGGCCGAAGAGGCUUCUAGGGAGGCUGAUAGAGCAGAAGCUGAAGCAGAAGCCCGACAAGUUUUUGCAAAAGCAGCUUUGAAAGCGUUCAAACUCUGUGCACCUCACUGCUGAUGACAGGGAGUAUGCCUUUGGAUGGGUGCUAGAGGUGUUUUAGCACAAAUAGUAAACCUCGUAAUUGUUGCAGCAAAAUCUCGACUGCCAGGCAUGUUGUCUUGUACUGUAAAUGUUGUAUAUGUCAAAGGUGCAACAACAUCAAAUCUGCUACGAUAUAGUCACCAUUUGGAAAAUGGGAAUCUGGAUCUCAGGGAUUCUGAAGAAUAUAGAUUUUUUUUUUACACUAAGUUUGUAGUGAUUUGGAAGGGCAUGAGACAGACCUCAAAGAAUCAGGAAAUAGAAGCUAAAGUUGCCCAUUUCUUUCAUCCAUCUUAGUAAUACAAACAUCAGGAAGAAAUCAUCAUUUCUGGUCACAAGCAGGUCUGAAACCAUGAGGAUGCCAAUCUGCGUGUGUUUUUCACGAUCUAGAAUAUAUGUUUGUACCCUAAACUAGGUUUGAUAUCCACAGAGAGCUCAUGGAAGAUGGCAAUUACUAAUUGCAGCUAAAAGCUCGUGUAAACUGUCCACGCUGAUCUUACGUUCAUAAGACUUUAAUAUAUCUUUCAAUGGGUUUCACUGAUCUGGAGUGCUGCAUACACUGCAG